AACGGAGGAGUUGGAAGCCAUCAUUGAAAUGACAAAGCGGGAGAAGGAGGAUGUGAUGAGGAUAAAGGCUGAAAUAGAGGAACAGAAAGAUCAAAUGGAAGACAAUCUGAUGGAUACUCUGAAACAUGACAGAGAAGAACUUGAACGUCUAAAACAUAACAUACAAAUUGAAAAGGCGGACCUCGAAAAAAAUACACAAUUGGCAAUGAAAGGUCGGGAUGAGUUGGAAUUACAAGUGUCUGAAAUGCAAACCCAAAGAGAGGGAAUAGAAAAAGACAAACAAAAGAUACAAGAUGAGAAGGAUGAGGUGGAACAGAUCAAGAUGGAGUUACGGAGAAGGUCAGAGAAUCUAGACAAAAUUAUGGAGGAGACCCAGACAGAAAAGGAGAAUCUUGACAACAUGGCUGUCCAAAUCCAGAAGGAGAAAGAGGUAAUUGAAAGUGUUGUUGAGGAUAUCAAGACAAAAAAGACUGAUAUGGAAUUGAUGAAAGCUGAGAUUGAGACAGAGAAACAAGAGACAGAAAACAUGAAGGAUGUGAUAUCAAGCGAGAAACAUUAUUUGGAGCAAAUGAAGAUAGAGAUGGAAAAACCAAGGACAAGAUAG
This is a messenger RNA of Coregonus clupeaformis (lake whitefish), 604 nucleotides long. RefSeq names its product filament-like plant protein. Lineage: Eukaryota; Metazoa; Chordata; Actinopteri; Salmoniformes; Salmonidae. The record is from RefSeq and is a predicted model, not a curated record. The transcript has a single exon. The coding region runs from base 29 to 604 and encodes 191 amino acids.